Solanum stenotomum is the source of this 1929-nucleotide messenger RNA. RefSeq lists its product as uncharacterized. The transcript has a single exon. The record is from RefSeq and is a predicted model, not a curated record. The coding region runs from base 473 to 1759 and encodes 428 amino acids. NCBI's taxonomy places the organism in Eukaryota, Viridiplantae, Streptophyta, Magnoliopsida, Solanales, Solanaceae.
UUCAAUGGAGGAAAGGCAAGACUUUAUGAUCGAAGAGGGAUUACAUCAAGCAGUGGUGUUUAAAUUAUCCCAUGGUGCGCCAGAUUUGAAUGUAUUAAGGUCAAUUUUACCGAAACAUCUUGGUACCAAGGGCAAUUGUUUAAUUGGCUUACUUGCUCCAAGAUAAAUUUUGUUGAGGUUUGAUCUAUAUGAAGAUUAUGUACUAGCUUUAUCUCGCUCAGUUAAUUAUCUUCUCUACAAUGGAGAGGAGCACCAAUGUAGGGUUUUUCCAUGGUCCAUUGGAUAUAACCCUAAGGAGGAAACGACGUUAGCUGUGGUUUGGAUUUCUUUACCGAACUUAUCUCCAGAUUUGUUUGCAAAGAAGUCUUUGUUGUCUAUAGCAUCAACAGUUGGGAAACCAAUAGCUAUAGAUAAAGCUACUCAAAUCAAGUCAAGACCUAGCACGGCUAGGGUCAAGGUUAUACUUGAUCUAAUGGAAAAGCUUCCAAAUCGUAUAAGGUUGCAGUUUGUGAAUGGAAAAUCUGGUAAGUUGAUCGAGGUUUUUCAGGAGAUUGUAUAUGAUAAUCUACCUUUGUAUUGCAAUUAUUGUAAGCACCAAGGUCAUGAUGAAGAUAGUUGUCGUUUGAUUUCGAAAAGAAAUCAAAAUAACAAACAAAUUGAUGAUACCAUUGAAGGUGCUUUAAAAGGUACUACAGAUAGUGAAAAGUAUCAAGGCGAUGCGAGAGAGAUAUUAAAUGAAAAAAGAAAGAUUGUAGAUGUCGAUCAAAGUAAAGCUACUUCUUCAGAUCGACAAUUGGUUGCUUCCACUUUUGAGCAAAAUCAUGUAAACUCAAUGGAUGAUGAUACAAGCAAUAUUGGUGUUCAAACAACUACCGAAAACAAAGGUGAUUGCAAUAACCAAGAGGCUGCUACCAAUGAGGUGCAAUCAAAAGAAGUUGGGCUAAAUUUGAUGUCUAAUGCAACUAAAAACGCAGAGGGAACACCAAGAGUUGGGGUUGAUGCGCCGCGAGUUGAUUCAGGGCAAAAAUUAAUGGAUUCAGGACAAAAAAUAAUGAAUACAUCUGAUGUUGAAGAUGCUGAAAAUUCUGGGCAGCAUGUUUUGCAAGUUGAAAAUGAGAAUCCAACUAAAAACUGGACACUGGUUGCACACAAAAAAUCAACUAGUAGUCGGAGCCUUUCCCCUACUAGUCAAAAUAAUUCUCCAUGUAGUGAAAAGGGUCCGACUGAAAAUUUUCAUGACAGUGAGAAGAGGCAAGAUACUAGUAAUGCCUCAAGAGACCUAUUAUGUUCGAAUAGUUUUGAUGCUUUAUUGAAGACUACUGGAAAACAAGUAAGGUUAACAGAGAAUGAUCACGAUUUGAUCCAAGAAAAACAAGUCUCACCACCUGCUUUAAAUAGCAAAUUAAGUCCAGAAGCUCCUGUAUUUGUGCCUAAAUGUGUGCUUGCAAGGAAGAAUGAGUCAAGUGCCUUAGUGUCAAAUACAAUUGAUUUGGGUGAGGAUUCUCUUGAUGAAGAUGAGGAAGACAUGUUGGACAUUUGCUUUGAUAGAGUGGCUAGGGAAGGGGAUAUAUCACCUAGGCAACAAAGAAGUGGAAGCAACAAAAGUAAAAAGAAGACAUAUGGAAGGCAACAUAGUUGGGACGGUAAAAUGACUGAGGAGUUUGUUCCAAGGCACCUACCGAUGCGACAGGCAAAGCAAAACCAUUUGACAGUAUCAAUAGGUUCAACUAGAUCCAAUAAAUCCAUAAAGAAGAUAUGAAUCAUCAAGUGUUGUUGGAUAGGUUUGAAGAAGAAGACAAGAGAAAAAUACUUCAAGUUACUUUUGAUGGGCAAUCAAUCUUUUUUAAUUCAUACUUUAGUAAUAGAAAGUUUGAGGCUGGUAACUCAACUUUCUUCUUGAUUGACAUAUUUUUACAUUAUUUAAGCAUC